GUCACUCAAGCAAGCAAUCCCCCACUGAUGCGAAGAGUUCGAGGAAGAUUGUUCAUAUCCAUUUAGAGUGUGGAAGUGGUGGCGUUGGUGGGCCAAUACCAGUGAUAAUGACGGUGGCGGUGGCAGUGAUAGUGACGGUGGCAGUGGAGGCCUUGAGUGAGUGAGCACUGAGCUGUGAUCUCCAGAGAGCAAGUCCUUUUGGCAUCAUUACAUCAGCUUAAGCGAGAAAUUCAAUGGCUUCAAAAGACAAAGAACAAGGAUUGAGUUGGAUGGAGUGGCUCAAAGGGUGGUCUCAUCUGAUUUACGAGGUACUUUUUCAGCGGCUUACAUCAAGCCAUCUGAAAACCCCAUUGCCCUUGCCUCCCCUCAACGAUAUUUCCUGCAUCGUCACCGGUUCCACCAGUGGAAUUGGGCUCGAAAUAGCCAGACAAUUGGCAGAAUCUGGGGCACAUGUCGUUAUGGCAGUAAGAAACCCAACUGCAGCCCAUUCUCUAAUCCAAAAAUGGCGAACCUUCAAGCCCAGUAACGCUUCCUUGAAUGUCGAUGUCAUGGAGCUUAAUCUUCUGUCUCUGGAAUCUGUUGUUAGAUUCUCAGAAUCCUGGAAUUCACUUUCAAAACCCUUAAAUAUUCUUAUCAACAACGCUGGAAUCUUCUCCAUUGGAGAGCCUCAAAAGUUUUCAAGUAAUGGGUACGAAACGCAUAUGCAAGUGAACCAUCUUGGACCAGCAUUGCUUUCAGUACUACUCUUGCCAUCUCUUAAAAGAGGCGCUCCAAGUCGAAUAAUCAAUGUGAAUUCUGUCAUGCAUUUCAUUGGUUAUGUUGAUACGAAUGACAUGAAUUUCGCUACCAGGAGAAGCGAAUUCUCAAGCUUGAAGGGUUACUCGAGUAGUAAGCUAGCACAGGUCAAGUUCAGCAGCAUCCUCCAAAAGCACAUUCCUGCAGAAGCCGGGAUUAGCAUAGUUUGUGCAGCCCCUGGAAGUGUUCAAACAAACGUUGCGCGUGAUCUUCCUAAAAUUGUGCAAGUUGCGUAUCAUAUGGUACCAUUUUUUCUGUUCAGUCCUGAAGAAGGAUCGAGAAGUGCCCUCCUUGCAGCUACUGAUCCUGAUAUUCUAAAGUGCUGCACAAAGUUGAAGGCUGAUGAGAGCCCUGUCUGCGCCUAUAUUUCCUACAAUUGUCGUCCAACGAGCCCUUCCAAUGAAGCACACAGGACUGGUACUUCUCAGCUAGUUUUUAUCUUUGAUCUUGCUGUGAUCUGA
Messenger RNA from Camellia sinensis, 1256 nucleotides. NCBI's taxonomy places the organism in Eukaryota, Viridiplantae, Streptophyta, Magnoliopsida, Ericales, Theaceae. The record is from RefSeq and is a predicted model, not a curated record.